Molecule: messenger RNA, 2338 nt
Organism: Dama dama (fallow deer)
Lineage: Eukaryota; Metazoa; Chordata; Mammalia; Artiodactyla; Cervidae
Gene: SYT6
Product: synaptotagmin 6
Exons: 7
Coding region: 1-1584 (527 amino acids)
Biological process (GO): cellular response to calcium ion; regulation of dopamine secretion; regulation of calcium ion-dependent exocytosis
Cellular component (GO): membrane
Molecular function (GO): clathrin binding; syntaxin binding; calcium ion binding
Source: RefSeq, a predicted model, not a curated record
AUGAGUGGGGUGCGGGGGACCGGGGAGCCUCGGUGCCAGGCGGCGCUCGCGGUCCUGGCCUCUCUGUGCCGGGCCCGGCCGCCCCCUCUCGGGCUGGACGUGGAGACUUGUCGAAGCUUCGAGCUAGAGCCCCCAGAGCGGAGUCCGAGCGCUGCCGACUCAGGCACCUCUGUCAGCCUCCUCGCAGUGGUAGUUAUUGUGUGUGGCGUGGCCCUGGUGGCAGUUUUUCUCUUUCUCUUUUGGAAGCUGUGCUGGAUGCCCUGGAGGAACAAGGAGGCCUCCAGCCCCUCCUCUGCUAACCCCUCCCCGGAGGCCCUCCAGAGCCCCAGCUCCAGAGGCAACAUGGCGGACAAGCUCAAGGACCCCCACACCCUGGGCUUCCUAGAGGCGGCUGUGAAGAUCAGCCACACGUCCCCAGAUAUCCCGGCCGAGGUGCAGAUGUCCGUCAAAGAGCACAUCAAGCGUCACACACGGCUGCAGCGACAGACCACAGAGCCAGCGUCGUCCACCAGGCACACGUCCUUCAAGCGCCACCUGCCACGGCAGAUGCACGUUUCCAGCGUGGACUACGGCAACGAGCUGCCCCCAGCGGCGGAGCAGCCCACCAGCAUUGGCCGCAUCAAGCCCGAACUGUAUAAGCAGAAGUCGGUGGAUGGAGACGAUGCCAAAUCCGAGGCCAAGAGCUGCGGGAAAAUCAACUUCAGCCUGCGCUACGACUACGAGAACGAGACCCUGAUUGUGCGCAUCCUGAAGGCCUUCGACCUCCCAGCCAAGGACUUUUGCGGCAGCUCCGACCCUUACGUCAAGAUCUACCUCCUGCCCGACCGCAAGUGCAAGCUGCAGACCCGGGUGCACCGCAAAACCCUGAACCCCACCUUCGACGAGAAUUUCCACUUCCCAGUGCCCUACGAGGAGCUGGCCGACCGCAAGCUGCAUCUCAGCGUCUUUGACUUUGACCGCUUCUCCCGCCACGACAUGAUCGGGGAGGUGAUCCUGGACAACCUCUUUGAGGCCUCCGACCUGUCCCGGGAAACCUCCAUCUGGAAGGACAUCCAGUACGCCACAAGUGAAAGUGUGGAUUUGGGCGAGAUCAUGUUCUCCCUCUGCUACCUGCCCACAGCAGGCAGGCUCACCCUCACCGUGAUCAAGUGCCGGAACCUCAAGGCAAUGGACAUCACAGGCUACUCAGAUCCAUAUGUCAAAGUGUCCCUGCUCUGUGACGGGCGGAGACUGAAGAAAAAGAAAACCACCAUAAAGAAGAACACCCUCAACCCUGUCUACAACGAGGCCAUCAUCUUCGACAUUCCCCCGGAGAACAUGGACCAAGUCAGCCUGCUCAUCUCCGUUAUGGAUUAUGAUCGAGUGGGUCACAACGAGAUCAUUGGAGUCUGUCGUGUGGGGAUCAACGCCGAAGGUCUGGGAAGGGACCACUGGAACGAGAUGCUGGCGUACCCACGGAAGCCCAUCGCACACUGGCACUCCUUGGUGGAGGUAAAGAAAUCCUUCAAAGAGUGGCAAGGCCGAGCCGCCAGCUUCGACAGCGAGGGUUCGUGCCCGUCUCCGAAACCACCUCCAACACCAUGAGCUGCACGGCGGCGGCCAGGCCACACAAACGAGACUCAGCAGCGUUCUUUUUGCACUUGUUCAACCGUCCAAAUGCAGUGUUCUGCCGCAGCGGCCGCGGGGGCAGCGCGCCUCUCACUCCGGAGUCUUAGCUGCCCCUGUGUCAGUCAAGGCCGAGACACUUGUCGUAUGGUCAGAGCUGUCUUAGUCUUUUCUGUCUCCCACGGUGAUGUUUUCAUGGUUCUUUCACUUUUUAUGGAUCUGCUGUCAAGAAGAAAAGCAGAGAAAAACAAAGAGGGGAGAGCCCAGAUGUUGGUUCUAUUAAAUACAAUGUAAAAUAGUCGUCUUUGGUGGGAAGGUGGUCUGACUUUCUGAAAUUUUGUGUCUUCACCGAGCUCCAUAACCCUGGAGGAGAAGGAUGAGCAAUGGCUGCUUUGUUCAGUGGCCCGUGGGAAGUUGCAGAUCUGGCCAAGAGCCUUUAUAGAGGUGACUUAUGACUCUUAGAAGCUCUUUGCUGUUGUGACAUAAACCAAGGUUCUGACUCCUGGUCCCAUGUUGAAAUUGCGAGCACUCAGAGCUACCUGUGAGCCUGCAACUGGCUGGUCGUGCAGAGCUCCUGGCUCCCCAUCCUUGGAACUUUCCUCCUGAAUUGCACAUGACCUGAUCCCUCAUGGGAACUGAGUCGCUUUCGUUAGGAACAGUUCUGCUGAAACAAAACAUGCCAUAUGUUUUCUGGCGCGCCACAGUUAAUGACCACAUUUGUUUGAAAACAGAA